UGGUCUUCUCCGGGGAUCCAGGCCGGGAGGGGAGACUGCGGGGCCGCAUGUGGAGAGAUGCCUGGCCUCUCGGCGCUAGGCGCGGUGGGAGCCGCGCUGGUGGUCUCUAUGUUCCUGCAGCAGCGUGGGGACGAGGGGCCCGGGGCUGGCCCCAGCAUGGCGGACAAGGAGGCUCUGCCGAAGCUUCGGGAAGACUUCAGGAUGCAGAAUAAAUCCGUCUUUAUUUUGGGCGCCAGCGGGGAAACCGGCAAAAUACUUUUGAAAGAAAUCCUGGGACAGAACCUGUUUUCCAAAGUCACGCUCAUUGGUCGGAGGAAGCUCACAUUCGAGGAGGAAGCUUAUAAAAAUGUGAAUCAAGAAGUGGUGGACUUUGAGAAGCUGGAUGACUACGCUUCUGCCUUUCAAGGUCAUGAUGUUGGAUUCUGUUGCCUGGGCACCACCAGGAGGAAAGCUGGAGCGGAUGGCUUUGUCCGUGUUGACCGAGAUUAUGUGCUGAAGUCUGCAGAGCUGGCGAAAGCGGGAGGGUGCAAACAUUUCAACCUGCUGUCCUCAAAGGGGGCUGAUAAGUCCAGCAGUUUCUUAUACCUACAAGUAAAGGGAGAGGUGGAAGCCAAGGUUGAAGAACUAAAGUUUGAUCGCUUCUCAGUGUUUCGGCCGGGAGUCCUACUGUGUGACAGGCAAGAGUCUCGUCCAGGCGAAUGGCUGGUUAGGAAAUUCUUCGGCUCUCUGCCAGUCUCAUGGGCCAGUGGGUACUCUGUUCCUGUGGUGACAGUAGUUAGAGCCAUGCUGAACAACCUGGUGAGUCCCAGCAGCGGACAAAUGGAACUUCUGGAAAAUAAGGCCAUCCUCCACCUGGGGAAAGACAGUGAUGUGCCCAAGCUGUGACCUCAGUGCCUGUCACCAAAUCAGUCAUUUUGGGGUCUAUAAAAAGUCUCUCUAUGGUCCUUCAUGGUGUCCCUCUCCUCAUCUGUGCAUCUCUGCACUGGUUGGUGAUGUUGUACCGGUUGUACUGUAAGUCAUCCAGGGAGCUAUGGAAGGACAGGUCUAUAUCACCAACCUGGAGUUUGUGGGUUGAGAACAGGGAUCUGUGGUUUUCUUUGACUUCCAUGUCCACUGGAGGCCCCUGUGCCUCAUGUGGUGAGACCAGCUUUGACACACUCCUACAGAGAUGCCUGAGCAGUAUCGCCCUACCCCUCCAGGCAGGCAAGUGCUCAUGAAGCGUGUUUAUAGUCUAGGCUCCCAGCUAGCUCCAUGGUGCUGAUGAGCUGCCUAUAGCUCAGUGAACACUGUGCCUUUACUCUGUGUCAGCACUGAAGUUAUGAUUCGUGGAGGAAUAAAAGUGAAUGGACAAAC
Molecule: messenger RNA, 1353 nt
Organism: Cricetulus griseus (Chinese hamster)
Lineage: Eukaryota; Metazoa; Chordata; Mammalia; Rodentia; Cricetidae
Source: RefSeq, a predicted model, not a curated record